AUGCCUCGAACAACAGCGACCAACACAAAGCACAAGCAACCAAAUCCACAGCUCCAUCGUCGUCGUCCGGUUCAGUGCUUCUUGCCGUUUGGCGUCGUCGGACAACACACACAAAUCAUGCCUCGAACAACAACAAACAACAACAAACAACAACAAACAACAACAAACAACAACAAACAACAACAAACAACAACAAACAACAACAAACAACAACAAACAACAACAAACAACAACAAACAACAACAAACAACAACAAACAACAACAAACAACAACAAACAAAGGGGAACUCAAGGGCCGUCGGCGUCGAUCAAACCACAAAUCCACCAUCGUCGUCGUCGUCUCCGCUUUCGUGCACAUCGAUUCGAAUGCAGGUGGUUUCUUUUGUCGUUGCCUUUUGAGUUCCGGUGGUUUCUCCUUUUGCCGUAGAAUUGUGUGGAUUCUCCUCUUGGCCACACUCUCCGGUGGUUUCUUUUCUGUGUCGCAGAGAAACGGCAGCGCGAAACGCCAGCUUUUUGAGGUUGCUUUCAGACCGUUUCUCGCGUAGGCUACGGUACAUUUCGUACGCUUUUUUGAUCUAUUUGAUUUCAGACCGUUUCUCGCCUAGACCGUAGUACAAUCUCUACACCGAAAGACGAGAAAUGUUGGAUCACGAGAUUUGGUUUGACCACCCCAAAUCAACAUCAAAAUCACAUCAAAAUCACU
Seminavis robusta is the source of this 703-nucleotide messenger RNA. NCBI's taxonomy places the organism in Eukaryota, Bacillariophyta, Bacillariophyceae, Naviculales, Naviculaceae. The record is from the annotation of a GenBank genome assembly.